Arabidopsis arenosa is the source of this 3096-nucleotide messenger RNA. NCBI's taxonomy places the organism in Eukaryota, Viridiplantae, Streptophyta, Magnoliopsida, Brassicales, Brassicaceae. The record is from the annotation of a GenBank genome assembly.
GAGGUUUGUGCUUUCUUCAUUUUUUCAGUCACCGGAAGUUUUGCAUUUGGUUUCUGAUGAUGGGAUCUAAGCAAGUGUCGAAGUCUAGAAAUGCUGGACUUAGCAAGUUUAAGAAUGCUGAGUCCCCUGUAUCUUCAACAACCUCGUCUUCAAAACUUUAUCCAGAGACAUCUGUGGAUAGCCAUAGCCCCCCUACGUCUUCAUCUGCUCGAAGCAAGCCUCAUUUACAAUAUACAGGAAAGGUACCGCCUAAGCCUUUGCAGUCCAAAGAAAAUGUCACUGUCACAGUUCGUUUUCGUCCACUCAGUCCGAGGGAAAUCCGCAAAGGAGAGGAGAUUGCAUGGUAUGCAGAUGGAGAAACAAUUGUGCGGAAUGAGCAUAAUCAGUCAAUAGCUUAUGCCUAUGAUCGUGUUUUCGGGCCUACGACGACAACACGCCAUGUCUAUGAUGUUGCUGCUCAGCAUGUAGUUAAUGGUGCUAUGGCGGGGAUCAAUGGGACCAUUUUCGCAUACGGAGUGACAAGCAGUGGAAAAACUCACACUAUGCAUGGGGACCAAAGAUCUCCUGGUAUAAUAGCAUUAGCCGUGAAAGAUGCUUUCAGCAUUAUACAAGAGGUUGUCAAUGAUUUAUUGAACCCAGCAGGACAAAAUUUGAGGAUCAGAGAAGAUGAGCAGGGAACCUUUAUCGAAGGGAUUAAAGAAGAAGUUGUUCUAUCCCCUGCUCAUGCGCUUUCUCUUAUAGCAGCUGGAGAAGAGCACCGACAUAUUGGAUCCACAAGUUUUAAUUUGCUCAGCAGCCGAAGCCAUACAAUGUUUACCCUGACUAUAGAGAGUAGUCCCUUGGGUGACAAUAAUGAAGGUGGAGCUGUACACCUCUCGCAGCUGAACCUCAUUGACCUGGCAGGUUCUGAGAGCUCAAAGGCUGAAACCAGUGGUUUAAGACGCAAGGAAGGGUCUUAUAUAAAUAAAAGUUUGCUGACUUUAGGGACUGUAAUAUCAAAGCUUACAGAUAAGAAGGCUAGCCAUGUACCAUAUAGGGACUCGAAAUUAACCAGGCUGCUUCAGUCCUCAUUGAGUGGGCAUGGACGUGUAUCUCUCAUAUGUACAGUGACUCCUGCAUCAAGCAGCUCUGAAGAAACACACAACACUUUGAAAUUUGCCCAUCGUGCAAAGCAUAUUGAGAUUCAAGCCGCACAGAACAAGAUAAUUGAUGAGAAAUCAUUGAUUAAGAAGUAUCAAUACGAGAUUCGCCAACUGAAGGAGGAGUUGGAACAGCUUAAAGAAGGAAUUAAACCAGUUUCUCAGUUAAAGGAUAUUAGUGAAGAUGAUGUUGUUCUCCUGAAGCAGAAACUAGAAGAAGAGGAAGAUGCUAAAGCAGCUCUCUUGAGUCGAAUCCAACGGCUUACGAAACUAAUUCUCGUGUCUACUAAAACUCCACAAACAUCGCGGUUGUCUUAUCGCGUUGAUCCUUGGAGGAGACACUCAUUUGGAGAAGAGGAGCUUGCUUACCUUCCGUAUAAGAGGCGCGACUUGACGGAUGAUGAGAACCUUGAAUUCUAUGUUUCUCGUGAAGGGACUCCUGAGAUUACAGAUGAUGCGUUUAGAGAAGAAAAGAAGACAAGGAAGCAUGGCCUACUGAACUGGUUGAAACUUAAGAAAAAAGAAAACAGUUUGGGGGGAUCAAGCAUCAGUGACAAGUCCAACAGUACACCGUCAACUCCUCAAGGAGAAGGCAGUAAUUUUCGUACAGGAUCUAGACUUUCAGAAGGCUCCACAUUGGCAGAUCAACUCUUAGAGACUAGGGAUAAUAAAGAAGCUCAUGAAGAUAGUUUUCAUGAGAUUGAGUCACCUGAGGCAUUGUGUACUUGUUCCCAGACUAGAAUAAAAAUGAUCAAUCAGAUGGAAACACUGAGGGAACAACAAAAGAUUUUAUCUGAGGAGAUGGUGCAACAAUCAAGGUCUCUCAAACUGUUGUCAGAAGAGGCUGCCAAAGCCCCUCAAAAUGAAGAAAUUAAAGUGGAGAUCAAAAACCUCGAUGGCGACAUCAAGGCAAAGAACGACCAGAUUGCUACGUUGGGGAAACAAAUUUUGGAUUUUGUUAUAGCAUCACAAGAUGAAUUGGUAAAAUCUGAUAUCGUACAGGCUGUUUCUGAAAUGAGGGCUCAACUAAAUGAGAAAUGUUUUGAACUCGAGGUUAAAGCUGCAGAUAAUCGUAUCAUUCAGGAACAACUCAACCAAAAGACAUGUUUAUGUGAAGAGUUGCAAGAAGAGGUUGCAAACCUAAAGCAGCAGCUCUCUGACGCCCUGGAACUGGUAGAUAUCAGCUCGGUCACAAGUCACAUGCAACAAUCUUCUGAAUCGCCAAACAAAAAUGAAGAAAAGGUCAUAGAGGCACAGGCAUUUGAGAUUGAAGAGCUUAAACUGAAAGCUACAGAACUAAGUGACUUGAAUGAACAACUAGAACUCCGAAAUAAGAAACUAGCUGACGAGAGUUCAUAUGCGAAAGAGCUUGCUUCAGCGGCUGCUAUUGAGCUCAAGGCAUUGUCUGAGGAAAUAUCAAGACUUAUGAAUCACAACGAGAGACUAGCAGCUGAUCUAGCAGCGGUGCAGAAGAGCUCUGUUACACCACGGGGCAAGACAGGAAACCUGAGGAAUGGAAGGAGAGAAAGUGUUACAAAGAGGAAAGAGCAAGACAACUUGUUGAUGGAACUGAAGAGAGAACUGAGUAUAAGCAAAGAACGUGAAGUUUCAUUUGAAGCUGCUCUAGUUGAAAAAAUCCAGAGGGAAGCCGAGCUACAAAGAACAGUAGAAGAGUCGAAACAAAGGGAAGCAUAUCUAGAGAAUGAACUUGCUAAUAUGUGGGGUCGAAUUGCCAAGAUGAGAUCCCAAGGAGCUGCUAAUUCAGGUUUAUCUGAUUCAGUAUCAGAGACACAACAAAUCGACCAUUUUAGGACUUAAGUUAUGAUUUGAGAUUCGUGUGAUUUUGAGUUUGUACAUUUGUAUGCAAUCUCAUUCCCUGACCUUCCUGGGCUUGAUUUUUUUUGUUUGCUGGUAAUGCUUUAAGGGAAGUAUCCUGAAAGAAAAUCUUUUGUGCAAA